Messenger RNA from Acanthosepion pharaonis, 522 nucleotides. NCBI's taxonomy places the organism in Eukaryota, Metazoa, Mollusca, Cephalopoda, Sepiida, Sepiidae. The record is from the annotation of a GenBank genome assembly.
AUGCGGGAUAUGAGUAUCUCUUGCCGCCUUUAUGGUGUCCGUAAUUAUUAUUCACACCUGGGGACGCGGCAAAAGACGCAACUGCAAGUAACUUCUUCUUCUUCCGUCCUGCAACUCUUCUCGCCAAGGUCCGAACUCUUCUCUCUGCCGUCUGAGGUGAUCUCUUCUCUCUGCCUUCCGGGGCUGAACUGUUCUGCUUGUUUGGCCUGCAACUUUACUGCCUGUCUGGCCUGCAAUUCUUCGGCUUGUCUGGCCUGCAGCUCUUCUGCCUACCUGGCCUGCAAUUCUUCGGCUUGUCUAGCCUGCAGCUCUUCUGCCUAUCUGGCCUGCAAUUCUUCGGCCUGUCUGGCCUGCAGCUCUUCUGCCUGUCUGGCCUGCAGCUCUUCUGCCUAUAUGGCCUGCAAUUCUUCUCCAACUUCUCUGCGGCUUUCGAGCAAUUUUCUUCUCUUCGACUUGGCUGCAACUUCUCUGCCUGUCCGGGCCAAAACGGACCGACCCUUCUUGCCCGCAAGGGGCGAAUGA